AUGAAAGUUUGGUACCUCCUGCUCGUCGGAAUUUUCUCCGUUCACUGUCAGAAUGCUCCGUCUUCUACCUACGAUCCGCCAGUUUCACGUGUUGCCAAAGAGCCGAACCGGAAUGGAAAAGAAGGGUUAUUUUCCCGAAUCUCCGAGAUGAUUGGUGCUUAUGCCCGUGUCACCAUUGGUCUUCACAUCCUUGGAGAGCUAAUCGAACCAACAUCUGAGAACCUUGCAAUAGCUGGAUACAUGAAUAUAAAUGAGUCAAUCGUUGAUGCCUGGAUGAAAGUGAAUGGAAAAGACUCGAAAAUUAUUAUAAAGGAGAUAACGAGCAUCAAAACGAGUGGAUUUCAAGUCAAUGGUUUUCUGAGCGAAAUUGCUGCGUUCGAGGACAUCUUCACACAAUUCGAAAAGCUCCCACCUAUUCAUACAGAGCAACAGUUUACGGAAAUGGGCGAAAUUGUAAAGAAUUGGCAAAGUGUAACGGAUUUUCCACUGACACGGUUGCAAGCACUGGAAGGAGAAGUCAAUGUAGUUGUGGAGCAGUCAGAAACUACUGAUUACAAUAAGCUGGAGUCAGAGAAGAAAGACGACUUGGAGAAAUUGAAUAAAAAAGCGAUGCGUGCAAUGAAAUUAUAUCCUCAGGAACUGCGAACUAUGGCCAACCACUUGAAGAUGUUCAACGGCGUCCUUGAUUUUACUGAUCUCUAUGGACCGAUUAAGGAAAGAAUCGAAAUCAUCAAAUCGUACCAAACUCGAAAAGUUUCAUCUCUGAAAAUUGGAACUUCAGCUGAACUUCAGAAAAUGUUUUCGGAGUCUACUAAGUUUAAUAUUGGAUCACGAAUAGCCCAAAUGAUCCAGCUAUUGACGCGCAUGGAUGAUACUUCAUCACUCGGUCGAAUCUGGCCGGAAGUCUUCAGAAACGAAUUCACGGAAUUGGCGGUGUUGAAGGAAGAUCUUGAUAGUAAAUUGUUGAAAGACACUUUAAAUAAAGGAGAGGACCUUGAAGUGCUCAAAAAAGUUUUGGACCCUAUUUUCGACAUUGGAAAAAUCGUAUCACUAUUUUGGACUGAUUCUGAUGCUAUCUUCAAAGAUAACGACUUUCGCACUCACAUCGACGCAAUCGAACCACUUUUGACUAAUAUGGCUGGCGUGGAAUCAUUUGGUCUCGAUAAGUCAGUUGCUGCUGUUACAAAUAUGUUCAACUUGACUGCCAUUCCCGAUGAAUUGAAUAGCUUCGUGGAUCAUUAUGAUGGCAUUAUGACGAAACUUGAAGAAUACCAAGAAAUCCUGCGGAACAUAGAGGAGUACCAAAAGGAGGCGGACUACCAGAGAGGAUUAAAGAUGAUCGAAAAUGUUGAUGAAUGGAGUGCUGCUUUCGGUGAUUUUACUGGAGGAAACAAUGAUGCACUCCGAAAAAAGAUUAACGAAGAAAAAUAUUCUCCGUUUCAACACAAAAUCACAAACAAGUUCCAAGAAUUCAACGACAAACUCCAAACACUCCGUGAUAGUUUAUCUAAAGUCAACUUUACUUUGUUCCCGAGUACCGGAGUGAAAUUGCUCACCGAUGUGACCAAUACUCUCAACAAAACCUUAAUCAAUAACAAGUUGCAUCUUUCACAAGUCAAAGCAGCUCUAAAUUUCAUUAAAGCUGGUCAGGGAAUAGGUGGAAACAAGUUCGAUGAGCUCGUAACCAAACUUUCUAAGCUUGAAACUAUCAUAACUGAAAAAAAGAAGCAGUUGAAUACAGAAAGAGAGAAACUCAAGGAGUCACCAGAUGCUGAAUUCUACAAAGAAGUUGUGAAACUGAACAAGGGGUUUGAACUGAAAGAGAAGCUAGUUGCUGGUUCGAAUCUAUUCAAAAUAUUCGAUAAAAUAGUGAGAGACACUAAGUUCGAUAACUUCUUCGAAGCAGGAGAUGUCCUCUACAAAAAGAUUCAAGAGGUGCCUUUCAGUAACAAGAACCGAUUCAAAUUGAUCCUGAAGAUGAAGAAACUCCAAACUAUCAAAAGUCGUUAUGAAGAGUUGAAGCAGGAGAUUUUGUUGCGAAAACACCGCUAUAAUAAUGUGCCGAUGGAAAAUUUGAUUCAACUGAGAUGGCUCAUCGAAAAUCUCUACGAACUUCCGAAUCCAGAAUUGAAAGUGGAAGAAUGGAAACAGUUCGCUGGCCUCGAGUCGCUCAAAAAUAAUUCAUCGGGAGGAAACGAACUCGCCAAUUUCGAAAAAGCAAUCGAGGGAAUUUCCGAUUUGGACUUUGCUGAGUAUCAGAAAAAUGUUCCAAAUACUUAUGCAAACUUGAGAGCACUGAUACGAUUCCACAAUGCAAUUCUAGCUACUGAGAAAGUUUCGUCAAAAACCUUCUGGGAUUGGAAUCAUCAGUGGAUCGAAAUCGUGGGAUUCGUCGCUAUCACACUGAUUCUAAAUGCUCUUGCAUACGGCGGGGCUGCUUUGUAUAUCAGAAAGAAGAAUGUGACUCCGGAAGAACUGGCGGAAAGAAAGGAAAGAAAAGAAAGAAAGAAGUUAGAAGAGAAGGAGGAAUCGGAGGAGAAGGCAAAGAAUAAAACAGAUCCUAACAGUAAAGCUAAAGAAAAGAAGGGAACUACUACUAAUGUUAAAGCCAGACGCUAA
Messenger RNA from Caenorhabditis remanei, 2619 nucleotides. RefSeq lists its product as uncharacterized. The transcript is spliced from 4 exons. Bases 1 to 2619 code for a protein of 872 amino acids. The record is from RefSeq and is a predicted model, not a curated record. Lineage: Eukaryota; Metazoa; Nematoda; Chromadorea; Rhabditida; Rhabditidae.